AUGGCAAUGGCGCCUCCGCCCGUGCCGAACCUGCCACUGGGCUACGUGUUCAGACCCAAGGCCCGGGAGCUCAUCCAGCACUACCUCGCCCCCAAGGCGCUGGGCGGCUACUUCACCCCGGGCUUGGUGGCGGAGGGCGUGGACGUCUUCUCCGCGGCCCCGGACGCGCUCCCCUUCAGCCGCGGCCACCGGCGGGAGAACGGCGAGGUGUGGGGCUACUUCUUCGCGGCGCACCCCGCCGGGGAGAGGGCCCCGGCGCCGGGCGGGUGCUGGAUCACGUACGGCCCCGAGAAGGCGUACCGCGGCGGGACCGGCGGGGAGGCGGUCGCCUUCAGGCGCAACCUCGCGUACUACGUCGCGUGGCGGGGCGGCGAGGGCGGCGGCGACGGGGUAUGGGCGCGGACGCCGUGGCUGAUGGCGGAGUACCGGCUCAACAAGGGCGGCGCCGCCUUCCGCUGCGCGCGGCCCGGCCCCGAGGCGAACAUGGACUGUGUGGUCCGCAAGGUCUUCAUGAAGCCGGCGGUCCCUCCGCCGCCUGCCCGCUCCAGCGACGACGAGAGCGCGGGCUCCAGCUCCAGGUACCGCAGCGCGGACGAGGAAGCCGGCUACCCCGGCGAGGAGCAGGCGAGGAAGCGCGCUCGAUGGGUCUAG
Messenger RNA from Triticum turgidum subsp. durum (durum wheat), 651 nucleotides. Lineage: Eukaryota; Viridiplantae; Streptophyta; Magnoliopsida; Poales; Poaceae. The record is from the annotation of a GenBank genome assembly.